Sclerotinia sclerotiorum 1980 UF-70 is the source of this 657-nucleotide messenger RNA. RefSeq lists its product with no specific name. The transcript has a single exon. NCBI's taxonomy places the organism in Eukaryota, Fungi, Ascomycota, Leotiomycetes, Helotiales, Sclerotiniaceae. The coding region runs from base 1 to 657 and encodes 218 amino acids. The record is from RefSeq and is a predicted model, not a curated record.
AUGUCCUUUAUACUCGAACCAUCCUCAGAAGCCUACCGCGAACGCAAAGCCAAGAACCAACGCUCGCAACCUCAACCACAACCACAAGAUCAACAACUUCAAACACAAGCUCAACCUCAAACCAAUCAACAAAAUAUGUCAAUGCAACAGCAACAAAAUGGAGGGCAAUUAGCUCACAAUUUCCAACCACAAUUCCAACAAGCAAAACAACCCGAUACAAAGAAACCUCGAUACAAGGGAGGAAACUAUGGACCGGGUACCAUCUCCCAACGUAUCGAAAAAGCCAUGCACGAUCUCGAGCAUCAAACAUGGCGCUGUCGUCUCGACAAACCUUCCGCACUCCUCGAAUACAUUGAUCCUAAAGCCGUAUUUGCAUCUCCCGAAUACGGUAUUUUGACCAAUGAUUCCGAACCGACUCUGAAAGAAACACUCGAGGAUGAUGAUAUGCGCACAUGGAAUUCGUAUGAAAUCAAAGAUAUGAAGAUUGUGGAAGUGAGCAUGAUGGCUGCAGUGGUGGUCUAUGAUGUAACGGCUAGUAUUACCGAUGAGAGGGGGAAUCAGAAGGGUAUUUAUAGGGCGUAUUGUACGAGUUGUUGGAAACAAGAGGCGAGCGCGGAAUGGAAGUUGUGUACUUAUACCGAGGCGCCGCAUCCUUAG